CAUGUGGAGGAGGUAAGAAGCGGAUUGCGACUGAGGACAAAUUCAGCUGUCAAAGAAGCUUUGUUCUAUCAGGAGUUUCAUUCGGCGAUCAUGGAUUUAAACGAGGACGGCGCAGUGGAAAUUCACGUUUGCUGAUCCAGCCCGAUUCUAUCAUUUUUUCGCCUCAUUCUUUCUUUUGUGAAGGCACAGUCCAGGGUGAGGCAACAUGUCAGACAAGAUGUCCAGUUUCCUCCACAUCGGGGACAUCUGCUCUCUCUAUGCGGAGGGCUCCACCAGUGGAUUUAUCAGCACUUUAGGGCUUGUGGAUGACCGCUGUGUGGUACAGCCAGACACAGGGGACCUCAACAACCCGCCCAAGAAGUUCAGAGACUGCCUUUUCAAGCUGUGCCCCAUGAAUAGGUACUCUGCACAGAAACAGUUUUGGAAGGCAGCAAAACCAGGUGGAAACAGCACCACUGACACAGUGCUCCUCAAUAAACUCCAUCAUGCUGCUGAUCUGGAGAAGAAGCAGAAUGAGUCAGAGAACCGAAAGCUGCUAGGAACUGUUAUCCAGUACGGAAAUGUCAUUCAGCUGUUGCACUUGAAAAGCAAUAAGUACCUGACGGUGAAUAAGCGUCUCCCUGCCCUGUUGGAGAAGAAUGCUAUGAGGGUGACGCUGGACUCUGCAGGCAACGAAGGCUCCUGGUUUUACAUCCAGCCCUUCUACAAGCUGCGCUCCCUGGGAGACAGUGUGGUGAUUGGAGACAAGGUGGUCCUUAACCCUGUGAACGCUGGACAGCCCCUUCAUGCCAGCAGCCAUCAGCUGGUCGACAACCCAGGAUGCAAUGAGGUGAACUCCGUGAACUGCAACACAAGUUGGAAAGUAGUUUUGUUUAUGAAAUGGAGUGACAACAAGGAGAUUAUUCUUAAAGGGGGUGACGUCGUUCGGCUGUUCCAUGCAGAGCAGGAGAAGUUCCUGACAUGUGACGACUUCAAAAAGAAGGAGUAUGUAUUUCUCAGGACUACAGGACGCCAGUCCGCCACUUCCGCCACUAGCAGCAAGGCAUUAUGGGAAGUGGAGGUGGUCCACCAUGACCCGUGUCGGGGCGGGGCUGGCUACUGGAACAGCCUGUUUAGGUUCAAACACCUUGCCACAGGGUCUUACUUGGCUGCUGAGGUGAAUCCUGACUAUGUGGAAGAAUGUCCUGAGCCCCGAUCCUCAGUGGUGGAUUUUGUUCCCUUUAACUUCCAGUUGGACUCGGAUCAUGAAGCCCUGCGAGCGCGUCUGCGAACCCCUCAAGAGAGAGUCAUGUACCAACUGGUGUCUGUCCCUGAUGGCAUGGACAUCUCCUCUAUCUUUGAGCUGGACCCAACCACCCUGAGAGGGGGUGACUCCCUGGUGCCCAGGAACUCUUUCGUGAGGCUCAGGCACCUCUGCACCAACACAUGGGUCCACAGCACCAACAACCCCAUUGACAAGGAGGAGGAGAAGCCUGUCAUGUUACGGAUUGGUACAUCAGCGGUUAAAGAAGACAAAGAGGCCUUUGCCAUAGUGCCUGUCCCCCCAGCAGAAGUCAGAGACUUAGACUUGGCCAACGAUGCCAGUAAAGUGUUAGCAUCCAUCGCUGGCAAGCUGGAGAGGGGCACUAUAACCCAGAAUGAGAGGAGGUUUGUCACUAAGCUUCUAGAGGACCUGGUCUUCUUCGUGUGUGACAUCCCCAACACUGGCCAGGAUGUGCUGGAGAUCAUGGUCAACAAGCCCAAUCGAGAGAGACAGAAACUCAUGAGGGAACAAAACAUUCUUAAACAGAUUUUCAAACUUCUCCAAGCCCCGUUCACGGACAGCGGGGAUGGUCCCAUGCUGCGAUUGGAAGAGCUUGGUGACCAGCGCCACGCCCCCUUCAGGCAUAUCUGCAGGCUCUGCUACAGGGUAUUACGGCACUCCCAACAAGACUACAGGAAGAACCAGGAGUACAUAGCCAAGCAGUUCCGCUUCAUGCAGAAACAGAUAGGCUACGAUGUUCUGGCUGAGGACACGAUAACAGCCCUGCUCCACAACAACCGCAAGCUCCUUGAGAAACACAUCACAGCUGCUGAGAUUGACACCUUCGUCACCUUGGUCAGGAAGAACCGGGAGCCCAGGUUUCUGGACUACCUGUCUGACCUGUGUGUGUCCAUGAACAAGUCCAUCCCAGUGACUCAGGAGCUAAUCUGUAACGCCGUGCUGGACCCUUCCAACGCAGACAUCCUCAUCGAGACUAAGCUAGUGCUGUCGCGCUUCGAGAUUGAGGCUGUAACAAUUGGGGAGGCUCCCGUGGAAACGGAGGAGGACGAAGAAGAGGUGUGGCUCUUCUGGAGGGACAACCUCAAGGAGAUCAGGAGCAAGAGUGUCAGAGAGCUGGCCCAGGACGCCAAGGAGGGCCAGAAGGAGGACCAGGAGGUGGUCAGCUAUUACAGGUACCAGCUGAACCUGUUUGCGCGGAUGUGUCUGGACCGUCAGUACCUGGCCAUCAAUAAGAUCUCUGGCCAGCUGGACGUGGACCUGAUCCUGCGCUGCAUGUCUGACGAGGACCUGCCCUACGACCUGCGUGCCUCCUUCUGCCGCAUGAUGCUGCACAUGCACGUGGACCGCGACCCCCAGGAACAGGUCACCCCCGUCAAGUACGCCCGCCUGUGGUCUGAGAUUCCCUCCAAGAUCGCCAUCGGCGACUACGACAAUGAUGGGACAACCAGAGAUGAGAUCAAGGAGAGGUUCUGCCUGACCAUGGAGUUUGUGGAGAACUACCUGAUGUCUGUGGUGUCUCAGAACAUCCCCUUCGACGACAAAGAGAAAAACAAGCUCACCUUCGAGGUAGUUAACCUGGCAAGGAACCUCAUUUACUUUGGCUUCUACAACUUCAGUGACCUGCUGCGACUGACUAAGAUCUUAUUGAACAUCCUGGACUGUGUUCAUGUCAGCACCAUAUACCCCGUCACCAAGCUGGAGAAAGGAGAGGAAAAACAAGGCAGUAAUGUGAUGAAGUCUAUCCAUGGGGUGGGGGAGCUUAUGACCCAGGUGGUCCUCAGAGGUGGGGGUUUCCUACCCGUCACCCCCACCCACCAGCCGGAGGAGGGCGUGGUCAAGACCCAGACGGAGCCGGAGAGGGAGGACAUCAUGGUGAUGGACACUAAGCUCAAGAUCAUUGAGAUCCUCCAGUUCAUUCUGAAUGUGCGGCUGGACUACAGGAUCUCCUGCCUACUCUGUAUCUUCAAGCGGGAGUUUGAUGAGAGUAACCCUCAGGGUGAUGGCGCACCAUCUAGUGCUAGUCAGGAUGGAAAUAAUAUGACAGGGGCUCUAGAUUUUGAGAACAUUGAGGAGCAGGCAGAGGCGAUCUUUGGAGGAAGUGAGGAGAACACCCCUCUGGACCUGGAUGACCAUGGAGGGAGAACCUUCCUGAGGGUGCUGCUACACCUCACCAUGCAUGACUAUCCUCCCCUGGUGUCUGGGGCCCUCCACCUGCUCUUCAGACACUUCAGCCAGAGACAAGAGGUCCUCAUGGCCUUCAAACAGGUCCAGCUCUUGGUAACUAGCCAAGAUGUGGACAACUACAAGCAGAUCAAGUCAGACCUGGACCAGCUGCGCUCCAUUGUAGAAAAGUCUGAGCUGUGGGUUUACAAGAGGCAGGGGGAUGAUGACGGAGGGGACGGACCCUCAGAGUCCGACCAUAAAAAUAAGGGGGAUUCAGGCAGCUCAGACAAAAAGAAGACGGAAACCACCAGCAGUUAUAAUUACAGGGUUAUGAAAGAGAUCCUGCUGCGGCUCAGUAAGCUGUGUGUCCAGGAGGGAGCGUCAGGGAAGAAGAGUAAGAAGCAGCAACAGAGACUACUGAGGAACAUGGGGGCCCACAGUGUGGUGCUGGAGCUACUGCAGAUCCCCUAUGAGAAGGGUGAGGACGUCCGCAUGCAAGAGAUCAUGAAGCUGGCCCAUGAGUUCCUCCAGAACUUCUGUGCAGGGAACCAGCAGAACCAGAUCCUGCUGCACAAGCACAUUAACCUGUUCCUCAACCCAGGGAUUCUGGAGGCAAUCACCAUGCAACACAUCUUCAUGAAUAACUUCCAGCUGUGCAGUGAAAUCAACGAGCGCGUGGUGCAGCACUUUGUCCACUGCACCGAGACGCAUGGCCGCCAUGUACAGUACCUCAAAUUCCUGCAGACCAUUGUCAAGGCUGAGAACAAGUUCAUCAAGAAGUGUCAGGACACCGUCAUGGCUGAGCUGGUGAACUCAGGCGAGGACGUGCUGGUGUUCUACAACGACCGUGCAUCCUUCCAGACUCUGGUCACGAUGAUGCGGUCGGAACGGGACCGUAUGGAUGAGAACAGCGCUCUGAGGUACCACAUCCACCUGGUAGAGCUGCUGGCCGUCUGCACCGAGGGAAAAAAUGUUUACACAGAGAUCAAGUGCAACUCUCUGCUGCCUCUGGAUGACAUAGUGAGGGUGGUCACCCAUGAGGACUGCAUCCCUGAGGUGAAGAUAGCCUACAUCAACUUCCUGAAUCACUGCUACGUGGACACAGAGGUGGAGAUGAAGGAGAUCUACACAAGCAACCACAUGUGGAAGCUCUUUGAGAACUUCCUGGUGGACAUAUGCAGGGUGUGCAACAACACCAGUGACAGGAAGCAUGCAGACACGGUUCUGGAGGGUUACGUGACAGAGACGGUCAUGAGCAUCGUCACCACAUUCUUCAGCUCGCCCUUCUCUGACCAGAGCACCAGUCUGCAGACUCGCCAGCCGGUGUUCGUUCAGCUCCUUCAGGGGGUGUUUAGGGUGUUCCACUGUAAUUGGCUCAACCCCACACAGAAGGCCUCAGUUGAGGCCUGUAUUAAGGUGCUGUCGGAUGUGGCCAAGAGUAGAGCCAUUGCCAUCCCUGUGGACCUGGACAGCCAGGUGAACAACCUGUUUGUCAAGUCCAACAAUGUGGUCACCAAGUCCAUCCUGAGCUGGAGGCUCUCUGCUAAGAAUGCCCCCAGGAGGGACUCCAACGCCACCACGUCAGUCAGCUACAGGAACAUCAUAGAGAGGCUACAGGACAUAGUGUCGGCCCUGGAGGACCGUCUGCAUCCCCUGGUCCAGGCUGAGCUGUCUGUCCUGGUGGACGUGCUGCAUCGCCCUGAGCUGCUGUUUCCUGAGAACACAGACGCCCGCAGGAAAUGUGAGAGCGGCGGCUUCAUCUCCAAGCUCAUCAAACACACCAAACAGCUGCUGGAGGAGAACGAGGAGCGGCUGUGUAUCAAGGUGCUGCAGACUCUGAGGGAGAUGAUGACCAAAGACCGUGGCUAUGGGGAGAAGCACAUUGCCUUUGAUGAUGAGAUGGAUGUGGCUGAGCUGGCCCCUCCGCUGGCUGAGCCAGAAGUUCCUGCUGCAGAUGAGCUUGACCCCAACCAGCCCGAGAAGCAACUGGAGGACCAGAGGAGGGGUGAAGCCCUGAGGCAGAUUCUGGUGAAUCGUUACUAUGGGAACAUCAAGCCUGGGGCCAGAAGGGACAGUGUGACGACGUUCAUCAAUGGCCCUGUCCCCCCUGGAACAGAAGGGAAACCUCGAGCAGUGGUGAGUUCAGGGGCGGCCGCAGCCCGAGGGGAGCUGACCCUGCAUGAGGUCCAGUGCCGUCUGGAUAAAGAGGGUGCAUCCGACCUGGUAAUUGACCUCAUCAUGAACGCCACGAGCGACCGUAUCUUCCAGGAGAGCAUCCUAUUGGCCAUCGCCCUGCUGGAGGGCGGGAACACGGUCAUCCAGAAAUCCUUCUUCAUGCGCCUGACAGGAGAAAACAAGUCAGAGAUGUUCUUCAAGGUGUUCUAUGAGAGGAUGAAGCUGGCCCAGCAGGAGAUCAAGGCCACUGUGACUGUCAACACCAGCGAUCUGGGCAGCAAGAAGAAGGACGAGGAGCCCCCAGACAAGGACAUGCCCACCGCUAAAGGAAAGAAAGGGAAGGUGGUGGCUACGGUGGCGGUUGCUGCGGUGACGGAGGAGGUCAAGGAGCAGCUGGUGGAAGCGUCCAUGGUCACUAAGAAGGCGUUCACCACGUACCGCCGUGAGGCCGAGGCCGAGGAGCACUUGGCCACCGCCGAGUGUCAGGGCCCCGCCAGCACGCCUGAUGACCAAGAAGGGGAGAUGAGUGUCAUCAUUACCAUCAUGCAGCCCAUCCUGCGCCUCAUGCAGCUGCUGUGUGAGAACCACAACAGGGAGUUGCAGAACUUCCUGAGGUGUCAGAACAACAAGAACAACUAUAACCUGGUGUGUGAGACGCUGCAGUUCCUGGACUGUAUCUGUGGCAGCACCACGGGAGGCCUGGGGUUGCUGGGACUCUACAUCAAUGAGAAGAACGUAGGCCUCAUCAACCAGACAGUAGAGAGCCUCACAGAGUACUGCCAGGGACCCUGCCAUGAGAACCAGAACUGCAUCGCCACUCAUGAAUGCAACGGUAUCGACAUCAUCAUCGCUUUGAUCCUCAAUGACAUCAACCCCCUGGGCAAGAAGAGGAUGGACCUGGUGCUGGAGCUCAAGAAUAACGCCUCCAAGCUCCUCUUGGCCAUCAUGGAGAGUCGCCAUGACAAUGAGAAUGCAGAGAGGAUACUGUACAACAUGAGGCCUAAAGAACUGGUGGAGGUGAUAAAGAAGGCCUACAUGCAGGGAGAGGUGGAGCCGGAGGAGCCUGCUGAGGAAGAUGAAGAUGGUGAGGAAGAGCAUACUGCCUCUCCACGAAACGUGGGCCACAACAUCUACAUCCUGGCUCAUCAGUUGGCCCGCCACAACAAGGAGCUGCAGGCCAUGUUGAAGAUCUAUGGGGAGGGGGAUGAUGCCUUGGAGUUCUAUGCCAAGCACACAGCUCAAAUUGAGAUUGUGCGGCUGGAUCGCACCAUGGAGCAGAUAGUCUUCCCCGUGCCCAACAUCUGUGAGUUCCUCACCAACGAGUCCAAGCUGCGGGUGUACUACACCACGGAGCGUGACGAGCAGGGCAGCAAGAUCAACGACUUCUUCCUGCGCUCUGAGGACCUCUUCAACGAGAUGAACUGGCAGAAGAAGCUGCGAGGUACUCAAGAGCCAACCACUGGUAACGCAAACACGGUUCCCUCCCAGCCCAUUCUAUACUGGUGCUCUCGCAACAUGUCCUUCUGGAGCAGCAUCUCCUUCAACCUGGCUGUACUCAUGAACUUGCUGGUGGCCUUCUUCUACCCUCUGGAAGGAAUCCGCAGAGGUACUCUGGAUGGUCACCUGUCAGCCCUGCUGUGGAUCGCCAUGCUGGUGUCCCUGGCGAUCGUCAUCAUCCUGCCCCAGCCCCACGGCGUCCGGGUCCUCAUCGCCUCCACCAUCCUCCGCCUCAUCUUCUCUGUGGGCCUGGAGCCCACCCUCUUCCUGCUAGGGGCCUUUAACGUGGGCAAUAAGAUGAUCUUCUUGAUGAGUUUUGUGGGGAACAGGGGGACGUUCACGCGGGGCUACAAGGCCAUGAUCAUGGAUGUAGAGUUUCUCUACCACCUCCUCUACCUGAUCAUCUGUAGUCUGGGUGUCUUCGUCCAUGUUUUCUUCUACAGUCUGCUGCUCUUUGACCUGGUGUACAGGGAGGAGACGCUGCUGAACGUGAUCAAGAGUGUAACCCGUAAUGGCCGCUCCAUCCUGCUGACUGCCGUGCUGGCUCUCAUCCUGGUCUACCUCUUCUCCAUCGUUGGCUACAUCUUCUUCCAAGAUGACUUCCUCCUCAAUAUUGACAGGAUACCUAAUAAAACACUAGAGAGUGGAGCCAGUAUGGUGGGAGAUUUUCUGUCAGCAGGAGUGUGUCGGAAGGACAGCGGGGAGAACUGCUCCACAGAAGCUGUUAUGGAUGCUGCCAUAGCCACCCAGCCGUCGGCGGUGGUGAUUGAGGACAAGGAGCGGUCGUGUGACUCCCUCCUCAUGUGUAUCGUCACUGUCCUGAGUCACGGCCUGAGGAGUGGAGGUGGUGUGGGGGAUGUUCUGCGGAAGCCAUCCAAAGAGGAGCCUCUAUUUGCUGGCAGGGUGAUAUAUGACCUACUUUUCUUCUUCCUCGUCAUCAUCAUCGUCCUCAACCUCAUCUUCGGAGUCAUCAUCGACACCUUUGCUGACCUCAGGAGUGAGAAACAGAAAAAGGAGGAAGUCCUGAAGACAACAUGCUUCAUCUGUGGCCUAGAAAGGGACAAGUUUGACAACAAGACGGUGACAUUUGAAGAGCACAUCAAGGUGGAGCACAACAUGUGGCACUACCUGUUUUUCAUAGUGCUGGUCAAGGUGAAGGACUCCACAGAGUACACAGGACCAGAGAGCUACGUCGCUGAGAUGAUCAGGGAGCACAACCUGGACUGGUUUCCACGGAUGCGGGCCAUGUCCCUGGUAUGUAGCGAUGCGGACGGGGAGCAGAAUGAGAUCAGGAGCCUGCAGGAGAAACUGGAGUCCACCAUGAAGCUAGUCUGCAACCUCUCUGGACAACUGACCGAGCUCAAGGAGCAGAUGACAGAGCAGAGGAAGCAGAAACAGAGGAUCGGACUGUUGGGUCAUCCUCAGCAUCCUCAACACGCCAACCCCCAGCAAACUGCGUGAGGCUGAGGCAAGGAUGCCCCCCCCUCCUACCCAGCCACAAGACCCAGGGAGAGCUACUUCUACUGCUUUGUGUUUGAAUAGGGAACAGAUUGCAGAGUCUUCACUUAGUGCUCCCUCCCGUCCUGCAUAUAUACUGUAGCUACCAAAUGUGUUUGUGAAGCGUAGCACAUUGAAUUAGCUAGUCAUAUAUUUGUAAUAUGUAGGUUAGCCUACAAAGGUAUAACUCAAACAAAAUCACUCACCACACCCAGGCAACCCAUCCUUUUUCCAGUCCAGUUGGGAUCGGUGCCAAAUGUUUUCUAUGUAAAAAUGUAAGUGAAUUCUCAUUACAUGGCCUUUACUGGGUGAACUUGAAAUACAGCAGAGCAGGGCCGGCGUUAUGGGCGGGCUGUAGGGGGCCUGGUCUGCCCUACCGUACCUCCUUGAAAUAUUGAUAAUUUAUUUGACUGAGAAGUCAAAGACGCAUCAAUCUCAGAUAAAGCAUGCGAGCGAAACAGCGCCCCUCUGUCUCCGUAUGUGUAGACCAUGUAUCUGAUGCUGUUUGAACAAAAGGAGUAUGUCAUGUCAUACUUUAUCUGGCCAGACAGCAUCAGAUACAUGGGCUACAGGUAGUAAUACAGAGUGGUGCUGUUUCGCUCCAUGGUUUCAGCAAAGAGGCAGAGGUGAAGCAAGAGGGCUCACUCUCGCCACAAAUCUGUCCUGAAUGCGUUUCUAUGGGCAUAAUAUGCAGACCUAAGCUUGUUGCCUGCAUUCCCACAGUGACUCGCACUGUUAGGGCGGAGACAUGAGCAUCUCGUCAUUAUAUAUAGACAUCUGGUUUCAGCCACUUGCGAAUUACAAAGAAAAGUUGGUGGGUAAACAGUGUACUGUUCGAAUAGUAGCUUCCCCUAAAGUAAAUUGAUGUUUUGCCAAAAUUAUAUUAUGACUUCUGUCUAAAUAAAAUAAUAGUAAAUACUUUACCAGAGAUCUUGACUUAGCCACAGAGGAUCAUUCGUUUUUUUUUUUUUUUUUUAAAUAGCUGUGGAUUAUUUCAAAUCACAAGUGCAUAGGCCUAUGCCUAUUUGGAAAGCCAGCUAUUUUGGCAAUAAGCCUAGCUAAUUAUUGAAUUGUGGCUGUCAGCGGAAAAACAUCUAAAAUGUGUGAAGAUAAUGUGUCUUGAGUAUAAUUUAAAAUGUUGAGACAAGAAGCGGAGGGGUGUGGCAAAGAUAUGGGCGUCUCUCUCCAGAAUGCAUGCACUCAGCUCUCCAGAAUAUGUCCCGCUGUCUCCCGUGAAUUCUUGCACAUUCAUUGUGUGAAUGGUUUUCCCUUUGAUCAUUUAUUUUGAUAAAUUCCCCAUUACACAUGUAACCAGUAGGCCUAGUAAAUGUACCGUUAAUCUCUGUUAUUUGGUUACAUUAAUUUCUGCAGUCAUUUACUGUUCUCAUUCUCGGAGUGGAAACAUUGUUUACAGAGUUCACAACCUGCUUGCUACACUUGUGAGAACCAAGUUUUGGUUUAUUUGAUAACCAUCAUUUUAGGAUUUUUGUCCUUGUAUUUUGUUUGGAGUGCUCCAUGUGAGCAAUGAGCAUGUGAGUGGUUUCUCUCCCCUGAUAAAGUUGAGGGAGCGCCUGAGCACGCCAACCUGCUGAGUUGAUACAAUGUUGCACUAGCAAGUCGAGACAGAUAGAUAGAAAGACAGGCAGGCAGGUACAGUAGAGCGAUGAAUGUGAUUGAAAGAACCUGAAUUUUCUUCAGGAUAUUUUCUACAGUUUUUAUUUGUCGCGUUAGGCCUAUGUAUUUUACUUAGUUGACGAUGGAAGUUGUUGGUCUAGGUGCUGCAUUGGCCUAUAGGCGAUCUCUGAACUCUGUGUUAAUUUCUUUAGCCUAUAAACCUUAAAAAAUAAAGGGAGUCGCACACUCCAUAUAUAAACUCUCAGUAAUUUAUUGGGUAAAUCACCAACAUUUCGGCGUGACUCUCUUUAUUUUUAUAGUUUAUUCGCCAUUCGUCAGCACAUCCACACAAAAUACGUUUUCUGGAUGUGCGCCAGCUCAUGUUUAUUUUAUACAUUUCUUUAGCCGCCAAUGGAUCACGGUGUAUCAAUGUGUCCAUUUGGCAGAGGUUGGUGCUCUUGCAUUGGUUGAAUUUUAACUUUUAGAUUUGUGUCAUUUUAAUUCAGAUUUUUAUGAUUAACCACGUAACAAUAAUUUUGAAAAACAAAAACAUUAUUAUGAAAAUGAAACUGUUCCACAAAAUGUGCAUAUACAAAUAAUCAUAAUUGAUACGCAGAUAGGUAGAAAUGGCGGGAUAAACUGUAAGCUUCCCCAAACUUGAAACUCACGAGCUGCCUAUGGCCUUUAUUAUAACACCCAUCACCAAAAUUUGUGCAAGCGCAUGCACGCAAGAGGUCCCGUGAAAAAAAAUGGGUCCGCC
Messenger RNA from Oncorhynchus gorbuscha (pink salmon), 10970 nucleotides. Its product is annotated as inositol 1,4,5-trisphosphate receptor type 1-like. Gene Ontology annotation, molecular function: inositol 1,4,5-trisphosphate-gated calcium channel activity; inositol 1,4,5 trisphosphate binding. The record is from RefSeq and is a predicted model, not a curated record. Lineage: Eukaryota; Metazoa; Chordata; Actinopteri; Salmoniformes; Salmonidae. Gene Ontology annotation, cellular component: membrane; endoplasmic reticulum. The coding region runs from base 206 to 8560 and encodes 2784 amino acids. The transcript is spliced from 62 exons. Gene Ontology annotation, biological process: calcium ion transmembrane transport.